GGGAUAAGGGCCGCCUCUCCGCUUCCCGCGGUCCUGAGUGGCUGGGGCGAAGGCGGGGCGGAACGGGAGGCGGCUCGCUGUCCCAGCCGUCCGCGUCCGGGGCCGCCCGCUUCACUCCCCCCAGCAGCGUCGAAGCGAGCAGCGGGACAGGGAGCGAGGGUCGCCGCGCCGGGGGUGUCUGCCCGCUGCCGCCAGCAUGAUAGCGCUUGAGGUGCCGCCCGCCCCGCAGGACAUGAACUUGAUUGACAUUCUUUGGAGGCAAGAUAUAGACCUUGGGGCAAGACGUGAAGUUUUUGAUUUUAGUCAAAGACAGAAGGAGUAUGAACUCGAAAAGCAGAAGAAACUUGAAAAGGAGAGACAAGAACAGCUCCAAAAAGAGCAAGAAAAAGCUUUACUGGCUCAGCUGCAGCUGGAUGAAGAAACAGGUGAAUUUAUUCCCAUUCAGCCUGCCCAGCACAUUGAGUCAGACAACACAGGCAUGCCAACCAAUUUUUCAAAGACUACAGAUAUUUCAAAACCAGAAGCAGAUGCCUUGUCCUUUGAUGACUGCAUGCAGCUUUUGGCAGAAACAUUCUCAUUUGUAGAUAAUGAGGUUUCUUCGGCUGCAUUUCAAGUGCUGGUACCUGCUCAUAUAGAUAGCGACCCAAUCUUCAUUACUUCUAAUCAGACUCAGCCACCUGAAUCAUCAAUCCUUCAAUCUCCUGUCGCUGAUGUAGAUAAUAUGCAAAACAUAGAGCAAGUUUGGGAAGAAUUACUGUCCAUUCCAGAACUACAGGUAAGGGUUAAUGUAGGCAGCAGCUGAAAGAAUGGCAGAGUAUUCUGGGAGAACAUCUCCAAAGAAUUCAAAACAAUAACAGUGCAGUCAUUCUUAAGGAAUGGUAACAAGCCCAUCAGGCUAGGAGCUGCAGGGUUUUUGUAAAUCAGUGUACAUUGAGCAUCUAAAAUAUAAUUAAUCAAAAGCCAUGUAAGAGGGGAGACUUCAAGAGAGGAGGAUUAUUUACCUAAUACUGUAUGAAAAUAUAUGCUGUCUUCCUGGCCAUAAUGUUUCUAUUUUUAUUGAUUCUUGAGCUGGCUCUGUGUUAAAUACAGAAACCUGUUACUGCACUGUCAUGUUUGAAAUUGUACCUGCAGAAAUGUGAGGAACCUCUAAAUUAUGGUUCCUACAGCAACCAUUAGUCUAUCC
Trachemys scripta elegans is the source of this 1183-nucleotide messenger RNA. RefSeq names its product nuclear factor, erythroid 2 like 2 (gene NFE2L2). NCBI's taxonomy places the organism in Eukaryota, Metazoa, Chordata, Testudines, Emydidae. Gene Ontology annotation, cellular component: nucleus. Gene Ontology annotation, molecular function: RNA polymerase II cis-regulatory region sequence-specific DNA binding; DNA-binding transcription factor activity, RNA polymerase II-specific. Gene Ontology annotation, biological process: regulation of transcription by RNA polymerase II; cellular response to oxidative stress. The record is from RefSeq and is a predicted model, not a curated record. The transcript has 4 exons. Bases 197 to 802 code for a protein of 201 amino acids.